UUCAGACUGAAGCCGGCAGGGGUUCCCAUUCCUCCAUGUUGUUUCUGAGCUGUCUGCGAUGUGUUUGAUUCAAAGCUCUUUCUGUGCUACCGCUCAGAGAACAGAUAUGUGGCGAUGGACCUGGCAGGUCAUGGUCGGUCAUCACACCGACCUGGUGGAGCUUUCUACACGUUUCCUUCGUAUAUCGCAGAUGUACGCAGGGUCGUUGAUGGUGAGCAAGUGCAUGAAGCUGCAGGGCAUCUUUUAGCAAUUAGUUUCUUUUGUGGCAGUAAAAUCAAUGCUGUUAUACAGCAGUAAGAACAACUAGAUUUAAUUAGAUGUGAUGUUUUUGUGAAAUGACUCCCACAGGUCUGCAGUGGACUAAAUUCACCAUCCUAGGCCACAGUAUGGGUGGUAAUAUUGGUACAAUGUUCACCGUCAUGUAUCCUGAGAUGGUGGAGGCUCUCAUACUGCUGGACAUUUUGGGAUUUCUGCCGACAGUUACGAAAAAAAUAUCUGAGAAAAUGAGGAACGGAAUAUAUGAGAUGAUUCAGUUUGAAAACAAGACGGAAGAGAAGAAAAAAGUUUACACUUACAAGGAGGCGGUAAAAAGGCUCCUGGCUGCAAACCCGACUCUGUCUGAACAGUCUGCGCACAUCCUGCUAGAGCGAAGUCUGGUGCAGGUUGAAGGAGGAUUUGUGUUCUCCAGAGACCUGCGAGUUAAAUUUAACCACAUACUUCGGCUCACUUUCGAAACGUGUCUGGAGAUGCAGCCGAGAAUACGAGCCUCUGUCCUGAUUAUUCUAGGAGACAAAGGCCUUACCAAAACGGUGUCGGAUGCAGACAAGCAGACAUUUAUCUCUGCACUUCUUCAAGGUUGGCACGAUGGAAAUCACACGGUGGUGACAGUGUCAGGAAGUCAUUACGUCCAUCUGAAUCAUCCUGAACUCGUCGCUCCAGUAGUUUGUGACUUCCUGCGGACCAAAGUGUUUUCACAGCCGCCGGCAUAGGAGACAGACACACACACACACACACACACACACACACACACACACACACACACACACACACACACACACACACACACACACACACACACACACACACACACAUUUUCACUGUGACAUUUCCACUGUGACAUUUCACACUCUGAGUGUCGGUGCACUCUCCUCAUAUUGACUCAUCGCGCUCAUUAUCAUAAUAUUGUGCGAUUGAUUCCCCUCCAGAUGUGUUACUGUUUGAACACAACCACAAAGUCUUGCAGUGACUUGGAAUGAUUAUGUUUUCGUGUGUAAACCUCCAGUGAACACACAGUUUUAACAAAGUGAAAUAGCCGCUCAUUAACAUUUACAUCAGUGUGACAAGACAUUACACAUUCAUUACACAAACAGGCACAGAGUGGAUAUGUUUUUAUUGUAUCGCCUAACUGUCUUUAGUUUUCAUCAUUUUACACCAUUUUGUUUACAUUUAAAAUUUACUGGCUUUGAGUCUUCUCUACUUAUGUUUUGUCAUCUCGAUAAAUGUUGGUGGACCAUGACAACACCAGGGGGCAGCACUGAGAACAAGUCUAGUAAUAUUGUCUCUUUGUUUGUUGAUUGGUUGGUUUGUCAUGAUUAUGCAUGAUCUUUUUGGACACUGGAUUUUUUUUUAUGGUCUCUCUAUGCUCUUGUGUUUGAGGUCCUUCAUUUUGUAACCUCAUCCCUUGUGCUUUACUUCCUGUUUUUGUCCUGUUUCCCACCUUUGUGAUUGUCUACACCUGUGCUAAUGUGUCUCACCUAUGUUCAACUAUCCUCAUACUAGCCUUUUUGUGUAUAUAAUCUCUGUGUUUCCCUUUGUUCGGAUCAAAUCCUCUGCUAAAUUCAACUUCACCUGUCUUAGCGUCUGUGCCUAUGUUUGGGUCCUUGAACGUGACAGAUUAUUAGCGAGAUUACAAUUUAACAGAUUUCCAUGAAACUUGGUAGAAGGAUGUGGAAUGGAUCAGGAAAGAACCCACUGGGUUCUGGUGCAGAUCUGGAUCAGGGGUGGAUCCACAUUCCUUAACACUGCGAGAUGUUUCACCUUUUUACCACAGGAAUAAUUAAUUGAUGUCUUUAUGAAAUAAAAAACUGGUAUAUUUGAGGACCUAAUAUCUAAUCAUGGGCGUCAUUUGGCUUUGUUUGAAUGAAUUUAAGGGCACUGAUGGCUUGGUGAAUGUAUAUAUAUAUAUAUAAAAUAUAUAAAAUAAAAAUUGAAGGCUAACAGUAGGAAACAGUAAAAGCUAUUUGAGGAUCACACAGCAUUAGAGCCCAAAUGCAAAAAUAAAAAUUGUGUCUUCAAGAGAGA
Messenger RNA from Hippoglossus stenolepis (Pacific halibut), 2301 nucleotides. RefSeq names its product serine hydrolase-like protein. The coding region runs from base 336 to 989 and encodes 217 amino acids. The record is from RefSeq and is a predicted model, not a curated record. The transcript has 9 exons. Lineage: Eukaryota; Metazoa; Chordata; Actinopteri; Pleuronectiformes; Pleuronectidae.